This is a messenger RNA of Uncinocarpus reesii 1704, 345 nucleotides long. RefSeq names its product ribosomal protein S16. The coding region runs from base 1 to 345 and encodes 114 amino acids. The record is from RefSeq and is a predicted model, not a curated record. Gene Ontology annotation, biological process: mitochondrial translation. Gene Ontology annotation, molecular function: structural constituent of ribosome. The transcript is spliced from 3 exons. Gene Ontology annotation, cellular component: ribosome; mitochondrial small ribosomal subunit. Lineage: Eukaryota; Fungi; Ascomycota; Eurotiomycetes; Onygenales; Onygenaceae.
AUGGUGGUUAGGAUUCGUCUGUCCCGUUUCGGGAACCGACAUCAACCAUUCUAUAACAUCGUCGUGAAUCAAGCACGAACUGCUCGCGACUCAAAACCUCUCGAGGUCAUUGGAACCUACAACCCUAUCCCUCAAAAGCCCGUCGGUUUGUCAGACGAAGAAGCCAAAAGUGCCCGCGCGUACAAAGAUAUUGCUCUUGACCGAGCGCGAGCGAAGUACUGGCUUGGUGUAGGUGCGCAGCCGAGUGACCCUGUGUGGAGAAUAUUUAGCUUGAUUGGGUUGGUGGAACCCAAGCCAAACCGAAAACGCCCUGAGCCACCGGAAGUUGUGAAGAAUGCUUCAUGA